Molecule: messenger RNA, 1419 nt
Organism: Colossoma macropomum (tambaqui)
Lineage: Eukaryota; Metazoa; Chordata; Actinopteri; Characiformes; Serrasalmidae
Product: amphoterin-induced protein 1-like
Exons: 1
Coding region: 1-1419 (472 amino acids)
Cellular component (GO): plasma membrane
Molecular function (GO): protein binding
Source: RefSeq, a predicted model, not a curated record
AUGCGACAGCCGCCUCAUGUGUCGCCCCUUACUGGAUGCUGUAGAGUGUGCGUGAGAGUGAUGCUCCUCCUCUUGCUUUCUGUUCGUCUGUCAGCAGCCUCUGUCUGCCAUAGCCCCUGCGUCUGUGCCAGUGACAUCAUCAGCUGCCCCCAGAGGAAUCUGUCCAGCCCUCCUGCGCCGCUGCCUCGCUACACCGCCCUGCUGGACCUCAGCUUCAACUGCAUCGGCCGGCUGCGCUCAGACUGGACCGCCGUGCGACUCAGCGCCCUGCACACACUCCUGCUGGGCAACAAUGGCCUGCACUUCCUGUCCCCGGAGGCGUUCGUACAGGUGCGACGACUGAGGCACCUGGACCUGUCCUCGAACGCUUUAACACACCUGGACGAGUUCGUCUUUGAGCCACUGCCGCACCUGGAGGUCCUGAUGCUCUACAACAAUCAGAUCGGUCAGAUUGACCGGACCGCAUUCUCCGGGCUGCUGGGCCUGCAGAAGCUUUACCUGAGCCAGAACCGGGUCAGCCGCUUCCCUCUGGAGCUGCUCAAGGACCGGAACCGCCUGGACAAGCUCCGCCUACUGGACGUGUCAUUGAAUCGGAUUAGAGCUCUGCCCCUAGCAGAGCUGCAAGCGCUUCCCACCUGGCUGAAGGACAGCGUCUAUUUCCACGGCAACCCGCUGGACUGCAGCUGCGAUCUGUACAGUGUCCUGAUUGGCUGGCUGCAGCGAGAGCUCCGCCCAGUCUCAGAAUUCCCAGAAAGCCAUUUAUGCGUGCAGCCAGUGGGUGGAGCCCAAGCCAGUAUCCUGCAGUUGAACUGCAGUGCAGUCCGAGUUCGAGACGAGGAGGCUUUUCUAAACCAGAUCCUGGUCCUGGACUGUGAUUCGCGCUACAGGGAUGCAACAAAGAGCUGGACGGUGCCCCCGCUGGCCAACCGCAGCACUGUGCAGCCACUUGGGGACGGACGGCUUCAGGUGGGGCCACUGCAGGCGGAGGAUUCGGGAGAGUACAGGUGCGUGGUGGAGGGUGAUGGUGUGAACGAGACGGUGGUGGUGUUGGUGAGGGUCCACAACUCCACGCAGGGUUUUGGAGAAAGCCUGAACACGGCCUACACCACGCUGGCCUGCUGCGUGCUCAGCAUCGUUCUUGUGGUGAUCUACCUCUACCUCACACCCUGUCCCUGCAGCCACGGCAACCACCUGGCCAAGUCUACCCUCACAGACAGCGUCCACUCCUCCAGUCUGAGCGUCACUAAGACACUCUGCCAGCAGGGGGCGACGCACAUGGACUUCUACCAGCCCAAAGAACAGAAUGGUGACAUCAGGAGUGAGAUACAGGAGGAGGACAUGAAAGAAGGGCAGAGACACGAAAAGGAGGACAGGAAGAGGCGGAGCUCCAUUAGCUCAGGCACGCCAAUCAUGGUGUGA